Molecule: messenger RNA, 2095 nt
Organism: Siniperca chuatsi (mandarin fish)
Lineage: Eukaryota; Metazoa; Chordata; Actinopteri; Centrarchiformes; Sinipercidae
Gene: cd36
Product: CD36 molecule (thrombospondin receptor)
Exons: 12
Coding region: 267-1676 (469 amino acids)
Biological process (GO): receptor-mediated endocytosis; low-density lipoprotein particle clearance; amyloid-beta clearance by cellular catabolic process
Cellular component (GO): cell surface; cytoplasm; caveola
Molecular function (GO): low-density lipoprotein particle receptor activity; scavenger receptor activity; low-density lipoprotein particle binding
Source: RefSeq, a predicted model, not a curated record
GAACCUCAAACCUUUCUUGUCAUUAUUUAACUUCAUUUAUAGCGAGCUCUCCUGGGCACCUGCCAGAUGUGGCUGUACCUUUACCUGGCCUCAGUUGCUUUGUCAGCUUCUCUGAUGGUACAGCCUGCCUGUGCUGCUGCUGGUGGAACACAAACACAGACAAGCUGCACAUACUAACACACACCACAAACACAGAGACAGAAGGAGAACAGGCUGCCAGAGAGAUAGACAGACGUGCGGUUGGACGGAGGGACACGCACACCACCAUGGGCUGCUGUAACAGAAGGUGCGGGCUGAUAGCCGGAGCUGUGUUUGGGGCGGCGGUAGCCAUCCUGGGAGGCGUCCUUAUCCCGCUGGGGAACAGCAUCAUUGAGGGGACAGUGGAGAAGGAAGCCGUCAUUGAGCCUGGAACGACAGCUUAUGACAACUGGGUGUCGACGGGGGGAAAGGUGUACAGGCAGUUCUGGUUCUUUGACGUGAAAAACCCCCUGGAGGUUUUGCAGUAUGGCGCAAAGCCAGUGGUAGUGGAAAAAGGACCUUACACAUAUAGGACAAGAUAUCUUCCCAAAGAGAACAUCACCUUCAACCCCAAUCAAACUGUCUCCUUCCUGCUGCCCCAGGGCGCCAUCUUUGAGCCAUCCAUGUCAGUGGGACCAGAGGAAGACAAAGUCACCUGCCUCAACCUGGCUGUGGCUGGAGCUUAUUCACUGAUUCCAAAAGUGUUUCAUACUGUGCUGGAGAAUCUGAUAAAGUCAACCAACUCCUCCUUGUUCCAGCACCGUACAGUCAAGGAAAUGCUGUGGGGUUACACAGACCCCCUGUUGAAAGGAAAUAUUGGCCUAUUUGCACCUUACAAUGGUACCUAUGAUGGCUAUUACACUGUCUACAGUGGAAAGGAGGACAUCUCUAAAGUGGGAACAGUUGACAGGUGGCGAGGAAAGAGGAGCUUAGGUUUCUGGAAUGACACGUACUGUGACAUGAUCAACGGGACAGAUGCUUCGUCAUUCCCUCCCUUUGUGGACAAGAAGAAGCCUAUCUAUUUCUUCUCAUCAGACAUCUGCAGGUCUGUGUCAGCUGGCUUUGAGGAAAGCAUGGAUCUGAAAGGGAUUGAAGUGUAUCGCUACACCCUCCAGCCAAACACCCUGGCCUCCCCUACGGUAAACCCAGACAACCAAUGUUUCUGCAGAGACCCAAAGACCACCAAGGAUUGCACCUUGGCGGGAGUACUGGACAUCGGCUCCUGUCAAGAUGGAAAACCUAUCUACAUCUCUCUGCCCCAUUUCCUUCACGGCAGUCCCUACCUGCGCGAGGCCGUGCUGGGCCUCAAUCCCAGUGAGGAGCACCAUGUCACCUUCCUGGAUGUAGAACCUACAACCGGGUUCACCUUGAGGUUUGCUAAGAGAAUUCAAGUGAAUAUGAUGUAUGGACCAUCAAAGGUCAUCACGGUGCUUAAGAAAGUCAAGGAUUAUACCAUAUUCCCUGUUGUUUGGCUGAAUGAGACAGCUGCGUUGGACGAUGAAACGGCAGACAUGUUUAAGAAGGAGCUCAUCUCCCGUAUCCAGAUGUUGGAGAUAAUACAGAAGGCGCUGCUGGGCAUAGGUGUGGCCAUCUUCGUCCUGUGUCUCAUCUCCUACUGCGCGGUGAGGAGGAGAUAUAACCAAAACAAGUUUGUGUGAAUGAAUCAUGCAGAAGUGUCUGUUGUGUGCGAGUCACAGAGCAGAGUGCAUUUAAGCUGCUAUGGAACAUCAAACCUUUUGAUAUAGACUUGCACUUUUUUGUAAUUUUAGAGUUAUUUAUAAUGUCAUACCUCCUUUGAUACCAGAGGGGGGAUACUGUGAUUUUGUAAGGCUGAAGAGAUGAAUUCCUUUGCCAAGUAUUGUUUUAAUUGCAAACACUGUAACAUUAACUCAAUCAGGGAUUACUAGAGGGAGAGAAGAUGGAGAUUCCUCCUGUUUGUCAGGUUAUUAAUCCGCACAGAGGAGAAAUGUGUUUGUUUGACAUCCUAUAAAAGAAAUGUACAUGAAUCUAAUCUUACGCAAUUGUUUUUAUCCUUUGCUGAACUAGUGUCUUCAAAAUGAAUAAAAGCUGAAAAGGA